Beta vulgaris subsp. vulgaris (sugar beet) is the source of this 1830-nucleotide messenger RNA. RefSeq lists its product as hypothetical. Gene Ontology annotation, molecular function: FAD binding. Bases 305 to 1405 code for a protein of 366 amino acids. The transcript is spliced from 6 exons. The record is from RefSeq and is a predicted model, not a curated record. Lineage: Eukaryota; Viridiplantae; Streptophyta; Magnoliopsida; Caryophyllales; Amaranthaceae.
UUCCACCUAGGAAAAGGACAACCCAUAUUAUCAUAUUAGCCCCAAUGACCAAUUGAUCUGUGUCAAGUCAACUGUGAAGAGCUUUGCUUUCUGGACGCUUGGUGGAUAUGCAUCCAUAACACAGAAGUCCUCAGAAAAAACAAAAAGAAAAAGAUGGAAUCAUGUAAAGAUAUUGUUAUCGUUGGAGGUGGGAUAGCGGGGUUGUCUCUGGCAUUAGCUCUUCACAGGUUGGGUUUGAAGAGUUUGGUGGUGGAAUCAUCUGAUGAAUUGAGGGUAAGUGGGGCUGCAUUUGUUACAUGGACUAAUGCUUGGAAGGCACUUGAUGCUCUUGGUGUUGGAGACUUGCUCCGUCCUCAGCACUGCCGCCUCUCCGGUAAAAUGGUUCAGGAUCAUUGUGACCUCAGCAACAUCAGGACUUCCAACUGCAGAACUCUCAUAUGGAAAUCAUGAAGUAAGAUGUGUAAAAAGAAGAGUCUUAUUAGAAACUCUUGCAAAUGAAUUACCCACCAAUACAAUUAGGUUCUCUUCCAAGGUUGUUAGCCUCGAAAAAUCAGGGUAUUUGAAGCUGCUUCAUCUUGCUGAUGGUUCAACCUUGAAGACCAAGGUAUUGAUUGGGUGUGAAGGAAUAAAGUCUACAGUGGCAGGAUGGCUAGGGUUCAAUAAGCCAUCAUUCGCCAAGAGGUUCGCAAUAAGGGGUUAUGUUCAUCUGAAGGAAAAUCAUGGCUUGAAACCGGUAUUUUUGCAGUUCACAGGGCAUGGUUAUCGUUAUGGGAUCAUCCCCUGUGAUUCUACUGCCAUUUACUGGUUUUUCACUUUCUUUUCAUCUGACCAAGAUGACGAACUCAAAGACAAUCCCAUGAAGAUGAAGGAAUAUGUGUUAAAUAAUCUGGGACAAGUAGAAGACCAUAUAAAAGCUAUUAUAGAGAAGACUGAAAUGGAGGAUAUUAUAUGCUCACCAAUAACAUUCAGGCCCCCAUGGGAGAUACUAUGGGGUGAUAUAAGCAAGGAAAAUGUAUGUGUUGCUGGUGAUGCAUUCCAUCCGAUGACUCCAGACAUCGGUCAAGGUGCGUGUGCUACUUUAGAAGACACGAUUGUUCUUGCACGAUGCCUUGCAGAGGCAUUUCCAAUGAGUAGAUCAGAAGAGCAGGAGAAGUCGGAAAGGGAAGAGUACAGGAGGAUUGAGACAAGCUUAAAGAAAUAUGCUAAGGAUAGAAAAUGGAGAUGCAUUGAUCUUGUUACUACAGCUUACUUUGUAGGUUCUAUGCAGCAAAGUGAUGGGAAAUUGGUGAAAUUUCUGAGGGAUAAAGUAUUGGCUCCAUUCUUAGCUAGCUUGCUGUUGAAGAAGGCAGAUUUUGACUGUGGACGGCUCAGAAUUCAUGAUUCAGAUUUACCAUAUCCUCCAUGAUCAUAUUUCAUACUCCUUUAGUUUGUUGAUAAUAACAUGGGAGGUUUUUUAAUACUUCCUCCGUUUUUUUUAGAUGUUACACUUUCUAUUUUAGGAAGUUUUAAAUUAGAUGUUACACUUUUAUUUUGGGUAAUAACUUCUCUCUAUCUCUCUCCUAUCACAUGUUCACAUGGGACCCUUUUGUUUUUCAUUCUCUCUAUCUCUCUCCUCUCCAAAAAUUACCUAGGAGUCCGUGAUUUGAAAAGUGUAACAUCUAAUAAAAAACGGAGGAAGUAUUUAUCUUCCAGAUUAUUUAACUAAGAUAUUUAUCUUCCAGGUUUUUUUGAUAUUAAGUACUCCCUCCGUCCCAAAAUAUAGUUCCUAUUUCCCUUUUUUCACGGUAAUUUAUGCAAGUUGGGAUAGUAAAGAUGUUUUGUUUAUCUCUA